AUGAAGGACGUCGUCGAUCCACUCCUAGAGUGGAUGAAGGACGUUGUUGAUCCACAAAAGCGAGAUAAACAAGCAGGCUUUCGUCAGAAUCGAUCAUGCAUGGACCAGAUUGCAAUGCUGCGCAUCAUAGUCGAGCAGUCCUUGGAGUGGAACUCAUGCGUGUACAUUAACUUCAUCGACUAUGAGAAGGCGUUUGACAGUGUGGAUUGA
Pelobates cultripes (western spadefoot toad) is the source of this 210-nucleotide messenger RNA. The record is from the annotation of a GenBank genome assembly. NCBI's taxonomy places the organism in Eukaryota, Metazoa, Chordata, Amphibia, Anura, Pelobatidae.